Molecule: messenger RNA, 414 nt
Organism: Lactuca saligna
Lineage: Eukaryota; Viridiplantae; Streptophyta; Magnoliopsida; Asterales; Asteraceae
Source: the annotation of a GenBank genome assembly
AUGAAAGAAAAUCCCAAGAAAAAGAUUGUGGAACCAACUAAUGAAACCGAGCAGAAACCAAACACAAAAGAUCAGAAGGAUAAUGAAGCUUCCGCAUUAAAAGGAAAAGAGAAAGUAGUUGAUGAUGAAGAAGAAGUGGAAGUAUUAUCCGAAGGUGAAAAGCUGAUAAGAAAGAAGCAAGGUGUUGAACUUGAUAAUCUCUUGAGAGUUUGCCAAGUGUUAGAAGCAAAGAACACUGAAGCCGACAUUGCGAAAAAGUAUAAGCCCAUCAUAGCUCAUCUUAAGAGAAUGUUGAUUUGCUACAUUCAAGAGUUUGCAAAAAUGGAUGUUGAAAUCACAGCUAUGCUGAAAAAGAAACUGUUUAUGCAACCAAAAGAAGAAUCGAAGGAUCUAAAUAAGAUGAAGCUGGGAUAA